GCUGCGCGACAGUACCGCGCGGUGCUCGCGAGGGCACUUGAUCUUCCUGUUGCAGCGGUGCGGCUCUCCGUUGCGUGGAGCGGUCGUUUUGAUGUCACUCGCUUUAACCGCGUUCAGAAGGUGUGCGGUGUGUGCGUGGCGUCGGGGAACACACCACACAUGGCGGAGUUACAGGAAAGAAUAAGGCGUGUUGUUCGCGCCAUCAAUGAACGGCAGUCGGAGUCUUUUUUGGCUUCCCACCUUGUGCAGGCGUCGGGGGCCAUACCAGAGGUCGAGUUUGCGGCCACCGAGCGCGACGCCAUUGUCGCCGAGCGUGUGCACCGAUGGCUCUGUGAAAACAUCUUAAGGCCACACCUUGUGGUGGUGGUAUACGGAGCAAACAACGACGCGAGGAACGGCUCCAACAGCAAUGGGGUGCAAAAGAACGGGGAUUUGGCAAGGCAGCGUGCCUUCAUUGAGGAGAAGUGGCUGAAGGCAUUUUACCACCGUCGCGUGGUGCCCCAUGUGUUGUCCUUUUCGCGUCUUAAAGAACUUUUUCAGGAUGCGGUGAGGAGGGGGGAGGUGGAGGGCGUUGCGCUCCUGCAGCCGAAAUCCAAUCCAGACGAGGAGGCAAGAGAUGCAAAAAAAAGUCUGGAGGCGGAGGCGAAGAGUGGCCCCACGGCUUCUGCCACCGCAGCGCCCGCAGAAAAAAGCGGGACCCCCGUGAAGUUGUUGGCUUUGGAUGAUGAGGCGGCGUGGCACACUCUCCUUCGCAGUGCCGUGUUCCGCCGAUGCGACAAUCGCGUGGCGUUUCCGCUGCUCUUUAUCCACGGUGACUCCGUGGGCGGGGUGGAGGAGAUGCGGUACCUGCUGCACAACAGGGAGGCCCUUGACGCGGUGCUCCUGCAUCCAAACGAUGUGGCAUUCAAGAAGAAGUUCAUGAGCCGAUUCCGCUCCUCCCAUUCGCGUUUGCGCAUGGCGGAGGAAAUGUCCGUGUAA
This is a messenger RNA of Trypanosoma cruzi, 978 nucleotides long. RefSeq lists its product as uncharacterized. The annotation marks the transcript as partial. The transcript has a single exon. NCBI's taxonomy places the organism in Eukaryota, Euglenozoa, Kinetoplastea, Trypanosomatida, Trypanosomatidae. The record is from RefSeq and is a predicted model, not a curated record.